Molecule: messenger RNA, 12814 nt
Organism: Paramuricea clavata
Lineage: Eukaryota; Metazoa; Cnidaria; Anthozoa; Malacalcyonacea; Plexauridae
Source: the annotation of a GenBank genome assembly
CUAUGCCAUAGGCUACGCGGUCAGGACGGUUCGAUUGCAAAAUGAAGUAGCCUGAAAAAUCAAGCAGCGGGUUCAAACAUUGCGGGCUCACACUCUUAAGUAAUCGGCCAUUUUGAUUUUUUACAAUUUUAUUGGUUCACUGCGUACUUGGCUAUUUCAUAUCUGUUUUAUUUUAUUCGAAGAUGUGGUCUAUAAUAAGAAAAAACAAAGAGGUAAGUAGCUCCUUAAAAUGGGCAUUUGUGAAGUCGAAAAAAAUUAAGCAAAUGCGAAAAAAUUUAGAAAGAUUGAUAGAAUAUAAUUGAGGCUGUAUAUUGAUAUUGCUGUUUAUUAUUUGUGUUGUGAUAUAGUAGAAAUUAAAAUAAAAUCCUUCAACAUCCCUGUUGGCUGACUGUCUACACAUUUUGAGAUUGAUGUCUUUGAAGAUGUUUUAACUCCCCCCCCCCCUGAAAAAUAGUUAUACACCUAUCAAUGUUAUGCCCCAGGACGGGGGGAGGGAUGGACAACCCACUGGGAUAUUGAGGUUUUCAAAAUAAUUAGCUUUUUUGGUCAAAAUUCCCCUCCCAGGGAUACCUAAAAGCAUACUGUUGAAUAUUCAGAGGACAUUCAUAAGGGGCCAUCGACAAAUAGGUUUUUGUCACGCUUAACAGGAAGUUGGCCGUUAAGGUCGCAACCCCCUCCCCCUUAGCAGCAAACUCUGAAUAAUGAGAAAAACCAAUCUAGAGAUAUAUAGUAUGAAAAAGAAGCAUCAGAACAUCCUUGGGGAACAAACAAUAUUUUGUACACAGUUCAAUGUAUGCUGAAACCACUUUUUACCUCAUAGUCAAAUUGCACUUGUCCAGUUGUCCUAUUAAAUGCCCAUGGAAUUGGUUGAUUUUAGUAAAGUUUGCAAAGUAUUGCAUCAAGAAAAGUUGAAGAUGAGUUUUCAUCACAUAAAAAUGAUUUUAACGGCAUUGACCACGAUCCCCUCCUCCCUCUCUUGAAUAAGAAAAGUUAAUGUCCUGAACUAAGAAAUGGAUUUAGACCUUCAGAAUGAUGCACUAUAAAGUCACCUUUGUGGAAAUAUUAUGACUAAAACGGGCUUUUAGCCAGAAGUGUGUCCAGGUAUCCUGGGAUGCCCCUAGAAUGAAAAAUGGAUGCCUUUGGACGCCCAAAUUCUGGGGGGAACGGGAAAUUAUUUUCAAUGAUUUCCCUAAGUAUAUUAAUAUAUCUGAAACGAAAUAGCUUCAUUUCUCAUUAUUAUUAUACAUUUGACAUUUUGAUCAAUUUGAUAUUUGAUGGUGUACCUGGCUGAAUCAAAUAAAGAAGCAUAGCGGCACAAACUCACAAAGCCAAGUCGAACGAGCUUGGAACAGAUACUGACAUGAAGUAAUGUAAACUUCAAAGGUUUUCCAGAGGAACGUUUUCUCAAACACCCCCCCCCCCCCCCUCUGUACUGUAGAUGUAUUGUUAUACCAAAAUUGGACUCCCUCUUAUAGGACCCUGGCUAAAAGCCUGGACUAAAAGUAAACAUGUUUUGCCAUUGUAAUGUUAAAUAGAUAAUGGCAAAUUUGUGACAGCAAUAUUUUGCUGAUGUAAAAAUUUUGAAUUUCAAAGGCUAUUGAAAGAAAAAAUGUCUAAUGUUUCAUUGUCCCAAACUCUAAAAUAUUUGUAGUUUUUUUGUUUUCAAGGCUUUAUCAACAGUGGUGAAAAUGUCAGACCCGCCCCUAUCAAAAUUGCCUUACUCUUUUUAUUUCCAAUGAUUGAAAACGGUUUUGUUUCUGUCAUUUCUCAGUUGUAUCCAGUUACAGCAUGUGUUGUCUUUGGAUGUGUUCUUGCUGGCGGAUACUUACUUAGAAUGGCUGUACAACAUCCUGAUGCAGCGUAAGUUAAUUAACCAUGGUUGCUCAGUUACACAUUGUUUAUUUAGAGAUAAAUUGUCAGAUAUUUGAAACACCCAGAUUUUCAUGAGAUACCAUAUUUUAAUUUCAUACACCAAUCAGAAUGUUAUGUGCUUAGUAAUAUUGAUUGAUUGAAAAUAAUCUUAAUCUAAGGCCAAAAAAAGAAAUACCUGGGUUUCCUAUUUCUUGUUACAUAGGUACUGUAGGUCGGGUUUUCUUUUUCCUGUUUGUUAUUUUUUUAUAAAUGCUCAUGCAUGAGUGAUAUUCUAAGUCAAUUACAGCAGCACAGAUGGCACAAACAUUUGUUAAAUGUUAUAUCAACUUUGAAACAAACAGGUUGUACUUUACUGUAUAUAGCUAGUACAAAACUAACGCCACAAAUUGGGUACGAAAAAUUGCUCCAAACUCUUUGCAAACUUCAAACUUAAAAAGAUUAGGGUCGGUGAUUUCAGUAGGAGUUGUCUUUCAUAAGGACAACGUCGUCAACCUUGAGGUCUGGAUGGCGUUCGUUCCAUUUUGAUCUUGGUUGGAGUAUUUGCAGAUACUCGUGUCUCCACCGAAUCCAAAAUUGGUCAGCUAGGUACUGGACUCUUCGCCAAUGUCUUUUCGAGUAUGAAUCUUGUUGGUCAAACAGUCCUGGUGGAGGGAGAAGUGGUUUUGUUUUCAUCGUUAGUAGCAUAGCUGGCGUCAGAGGUUGCGGUUGGUCGGUAUCAGUUGGUAUCAAGGCAAUUGGUCGAGCAUUAACUAUUCCGGUUACUUCUGCCAUAAGUGUCGUCAACACUUCUUGCGUAAGUCGAGAAGGUCCGAUCUUAAGCAUCAUAGCAUCCAGGAUGCGACGUACUGUCCCAAUCUGUCGUUCCCACACUCCCCCAAAGUGUGACGCGUGGGGUGAGUUGAAGAGCCACUCAUAAUCUUGUUCUGUGACCCAUUGUUUGAUAUUUGCUAAUUCCGCAUCUUUAGACGCCUCGUCCAGUUCUGACUUUCCCCCUAUAAAGUUUGUGCCACAGUCACAUCUCAGUUUGGAAACUGGACCUCUAAUGGAUAGAAAACGUCGUAAUGCGCAAAUAAAGGAAUUGGAAUCCAUGGCUUCUAAAACUUCGAUAUGGAUUGCGCGGCUGUUCAAGCACGUAAAGUUUAAUCCCCACCUUUUAGAGUUGGCUAUCCCGCCUCUUGUCCGCCUGGUAUGGAUAUCGGAUAGUCCAUGGUCCAAAAACAUCGAACCCGACAUUGGUAAAUGGGAGGUGGAGUUUCGAUUCUCUCUGAAAGUAGAUCAGCCAUGUGAGUUAAAAAUUUCCUCGAAGUCUUUCUUCUACACGUCACACAAUCAUUGAGUAUUUUCGACACCAUGCGACUAGCUCCGAUUAUCCAAUAUCCAGCUGUUCGGAACUGCGCCAAGGGUGAUCGGUCGUCCUUGGUGGUGAACCUUGUUGUGAACGUGGUGGAUGAGUAGACGUGAAAGAUGAUUUUCUUGGGAAGGAUUGCAGGGUGUUUCUCGGCUUAUUCUUGGUCUGACCGACGUAAUCUUCCUCCCACUCGAAGAAUUCCAUUUUUGUCUAGGAAGAUUGAUUUCUUCAGCAGUCCGGUACUUGUGGGCGUUCGACCGCAUAAUAUCGUAAUUUCGUUAAUUUUAAUUUAACAACUUUAAUUUGGCACAUAAAAAACUGAAUAUUUACAUAACUUAAACGGACAAUUACAUUGUACAAGGAGACGAGGAAAGUGCCAAAAGUGGCGAAACACAAACGAGACUAUGUCCCAUGCAAGGUGCUCACCACUAGACAACAAACAAAAACAGGAAACAAAGACAAGGAAGAUUAAAUGAAAAAACUAAGAGAAUGAAAAGGCAGAAAGAAUGAAAAGACAAAGAGAGAAAUGUUAGAUAUUUUUUAUUGAGUCGUGAUAAGUGAGUGUGAACUAGGUAAGUCAGGAGUGUAGGAAGUACUAGUGAGGUGGAUGUAAGUCUUGCGCAAGUAUGUCUUAAAAGAGGAGACAGUGACAUAACAAUACGAAGGAGCAGACGUACAAACAUAGUUCCACAGUUUAACAAUUCUAACACAAUACGAACUUUGAAAUGUACUUGUUUUGCAUGCUUGUGUUCUCAGAAGACCAGAAGUGGCCGCACGUGUCCUUCCCGUUGUAACUUCAACAUACUGCGAUAUGUCAAAAUCUGUGAGACCGUACAUGCAUUUAUAGAAAAAUAUCAAGUCCUUCUGUUCUCUGUCGUAUACAAGCGGGAUUAAAUUAAGUUGCAUUAAGCGCUGUUUGUAACUUAGUUCUCCGCGUUUCUUCUUUAGCAUCCACAGUGUUGCUCUUCUUUGAACUCCUUCGAUUUUCUUUGAUAAGUGGCUGUUGUUAGGAGGGCACCAUACCUCGCUUCCAUAAACAAGUUGAGAUUUAACUAGCGUUAGAUAUAAGGUCCGUCUGACCUGGGUGUGGUUAAUGUCAAAGCAUGAGCGUUUGAGGAUACCAAGCAUUUUAUUUGCCUUCGCCACCAUCUUCAGUAUGUGUGGGCCCCAUUUCAAAUUGCUGGUCACGAGCAUACCAAGAUCUUUCUCGACUUGACAAGGAGAUAAUUCAUUACCAUAUAUGCGAUAUGGAAAUCGCGUUGGGUGUUGCUUUCUUGAUAUUGUCAGCACUUUGCACUUUUCAGUGUUAAAUCGCAUUUUUGAAUCAGUGCCCCACUUUUCCAGUUUGGCAAGGUCGUCUUGCAGGAACUGGCAAUCUUCUACCGAUUUUAUUUCUCUGUAUAACUUUGAAUCAUCUGCAUACAGUGCUGAGUUCGUACUGGGUGAAACGUUAUCGGGAAGAUCAUUUAUGAAUAUGACAAAGAGCAACGGUCCCAGAAUGCUGCCUUGCGGUACAUCUGAUGUUACUGGAGACCAUGCAGAGGCUGCACCAUCAAUGACAACUCGCUGCCAUCUAUCGUUCAAGUAGUUUUCGAACCAUCGUAAAAGCGUUCCGUUUAUGCCAUGCAUUUGUAGUUUGUGAAGUAGGAUGUCAUGAUCUACAGAGUCGAACGCUUUCGAGAAAUCUAUGUAUAGCACAUCGAUUUGUUUGUUUCGAUCCAGAUUUUUACCAAUGUCAUGUAGUAUACCUAGAAGCUGGGUUAUACAUGAACGAUUUCUUAAGAAGCCAUGUUGGACAUUAUUGAUCAGUACACGAACAAAGGGGUAAAUGUUAUUGAAAACGCAUCUUUCGAGAACUUUGGAAAUUAUUGGCAGAAGGGAAAUGGGACGGUAGUUGGUCACGGGUUCGACACAGUCUUUUUUGUGGAUGGGUAUAACGUUCGCAUGUUUCCAUUCCAUAGGUAGGCGGCCUGUUGUUAAGGACAUGUUGAACAAACUGCAGAGGCUUGUCGAGAUUUCUCUUGAAAAUUCUUUCAGUAGACGUGGUGGUAUUCCGUCUGGGCCAUAAGCCUUUGUUGUGUCCAAAUGGUUAAGGUACUGCACGACUUCAUUCUGCGAGAUCUGAAUAUCAGAUAUUAUUUCGUCAGUUUUCGGUGUCAUGUUCAGGUUUGCAUCUUGGGAAGAUGACUUCGGAAGAAAAACAGAGGCGAAGAAUGCGUUGAAAAGUUCUGCUUUUUUGUGUGGUGUUGUUGCAGUUGAGUUGUUGUACGUGUUAGCAGUUGGGGAAUUUCUAUUGCGGAGGAUAUGUUUGUGGUAGGACCAGAAUAACUUAGGUGAUUUUGCGAGGGAAUCUUGAACUUUUUCUAUGUAUUGAUGGCGUUUUUGUUUAAUCAAGUCCUUAGUUUCCUGUGUCAACUGACGGAGUUUGCGUUUUCGUCCUUCCGUUCGUUUCUGACGAUAUUGUCGUAGCGCUGUAUAUUUCUUCUUAACCAUGUGUUUAACAUCCCGGUCUAUCCAAGGUGGUGUGUUGGUGUCAACGACUGUCUUUUUAGGUACAAAUUUAUCUAUCGCUGUGAUAAAUAGAUCUUUCCAUGCUUUCCAACAUUCGUCUAUAUCUGAAUUAUUGGAUAUCGCAGAAUCGAGAGGGACAUUCAUUAGAUGUUCACGAGCACCGUCGAAGUUUGCAUUAUUGAAGUCAUACACUGUUCGUCUUAUCGAUUUUGCUUUUUGAAAACAAACUUUGAUAUCGAACUCGAUAAGGUAAUGAUCAGUUGGAAAUAGAUCAGUUGGAUUUGUGCAGUUCACGUUCGUGAUGAGCUUCGGAGAAUUCGAGAAUACACAGUCCAAUUUAUUACCAUGCAGGUGUGUUGGACCGACAGCUUUUUGGUAGAGAAAUUGAUCUGUAAUAAUCUCGCAAAAAAGUUCAUCCUUGAAACUGCCUUUAGAUGUGGGAGAAGGAAAGUCCAAUGACCAGUCAAUAUUGGGUAGGUUAAAAUCACCGACCAGAACAAGUUGACAUGAUUCAUCUAAACGAUCAAGAGAGUCUCUCAACUCGAUUAGUGUAUCUUCUUCAGAAUUUGGUGGUCUAUAGAAGAGACUUAAUAGGAAUUUCGAGCAGUUCGCAGGAUACAGUUCGAUCAUGAGAUGUUCACUUUGUUGACCUUCAAGUAGCAGUCUUCGAGAUGAGCGCAGUUCAUUUCUUAUCGCUACAAGGACUCCGCCACCUCUCAUGUUCCCGUGUCGGUCUUUCCUAUGAAUGGUGUAACCAGGUAGAAUUUCGUUAUCAAGAAUUAAUUCAUUUAACCAGGUUUCGCACACACAUACGAUAUCAUACUGUUCGAGAUAAACAAGAUUCUGAAGAAUGGUCAACUUACUGGUUUUCUUUGCCUUGUCGUCCGUAGAUUCUGCGGUUGCCUUUAGACUACGAGCGUUUAGAUACAAAGCUCUUAAACUGUUCAGUUUUGCACCAACUUGUUUUCUAGAGCUACUCAAAGCUGGUCCUGGAUUAGGAUGCACAUCGCCACAGGCUAGAAUAGCGGUGGUAGUCAAGUUGUAUGACGCAGUGGUAUUGCUGUAGUACUGAAUCCUGGACUUGAGCCAUUUGUGCUUUGUUGGGAUUGGCGCAGGUACUUUAUACGAGUGGGUGGGUUUGCCGAGAACGGAAUAUGAACGGACAACGUUCGAUACGAAUACGGUACAGCCGCGAUACAAAUGGCCACAUGAAGUAAAAGAGUCACCGCGAGCAAACUUUGAAGCAGUUUAUUUGAAUGCAACAUAAUUCUGGCAAGAUCUUAAAUUAGCAAAGUUAGUUAGCAAAGUGUUCGCCUUGAGCUGUCUUAAUCAUUAUUGAUUCGGAUUGUUUCAAUUCUAACAACGGACCUUUUUUUAUUCUGGCUGGAUUGAUGACUGACCACGACGAAUCGAACUUUGGGGUUGUUCUCCAUUACUUGUAUCUUCUUUCUCUUCCAUAAAAAAAGUGUUCGAAUUUUCUCGGAUUCAGUUCUCUCCGUACGCGUUGUGUAGCGUGAGUAGUAAUUUCGGGCCGCAACUCUGGAUCUUCGUUCUGUACACUGAAAUCCAUUCGUAUGACGUCUUUUUCCGAUUCAGGUUUAGUGAGGAAUUCCGGUCCUUCAAAACAUCGGUUGUCCACAAGGUUUGUGACGGUUGAGCCCCUAGUCGCAAGGUCGGCUGGAUUAUGACGUGUGUCUAUGAUUUCCACUGGGUGGGUUCUGACAGCCCGCGGAUAAUCUGUAUCCGGUUAGCGACGUAUACGUAGAAUCGUCUACUCUCGUUUUGUAUGUAUCCUAAGACUACUUUAGAGUCUGUGUAAUAGGUAACUUUAUCGAUCGUGAUACUGAGUUCUGCGAGAACACGUUUCACUGCUUGUGUCGACAGUACAGCGGCACACAACUCUAAACGAGGAACAGUAGUUGGCUGCUUUGGUCCGAGCUUUGCCUGGGCGUAGACCAGUGAUACGCUGAUUUCUUCCUUGGAGCUGAUUUGCUUUAAGUAGAUCACGGUGGCGAUUGCUUCUUCACUUGCGAGUCGAGAAGGCGUGUAGCUCCGAGCUAAUGACUUGACAAAAUUCUUUCCCAUGAUAGCAUCUAGGGAUGAGGACUUCUUAAGAUGAAUAACAACUUCUUCUACCGUUGAUCGAGAGGUCAGUCCGUCGUCUACGUAAAAAUCGCUGUGUACAAACUCUUUGGCUGAUUUCCCGAAACUCUCCUCGCCAUCUUUUGCGGUUUUUCUUAACCCGAAGGUUGCGACUGCUGGACUUGAUGUAUUUCCAAAAAGGUGGACGGUCAUGUGGUAUUCCACGAUUUCAUCAGGAUCAUUAUUCUUAAACCAGAGGAAGCGUAGUACACCUCUGUGUUCCGGGUUGACAUAAUGAAACAUUUGCUCUCUGUCGCAUAUGACACCGACUGUUUCCUGACAAAAACGAAUCAAUAUCCCUGGGGCUACCGUGUCUUCCGGUGACAUUCAUUUCCGGUAACAUUUAUUUCCGGUCAUGUGAUAACAGGACACGAGGGUUUUUUGGGCGAUUAAUAUGGACGCCAUAAGUGUAUAUUAAAACAUUUUAGUAGUGCAUGAAGAACCAAACGGUUCUUAACGUAAAGAAAAAGGUAAAGUAAAGUAAAGUAAAGUAAAGUAAAGUAAAGUAACAUAAAUAAAGAGUAAAAAUAUUCGAUUGUAAUCGUUGGACGUGUGUUUGGAAACGUGAUAUUCGAUAGCUAGUGGCGUCCACUUUGACGAGGUGUCAAAGAUACUAACAAUCCCAUGCAGACUGUUCAGGAAAUCUGGUCCAGAAAGGAGUUCUUUGUUCAGAGAAGUUCCUUGGUAUUCGGAGGAUGAAUCGAAUACAACUCGGAUGUUAUUGGGCUUUCUUGGGUGGUAGACCCCGAAAUGAGGUAGAUACCAAACAUUUCUCCGUUUGAUGUCAUCAUGGUCUUGUCGUCGUAUCGCUCUACUUUCUGGCAGUGGUGUGGCGUGGUUGCGCUUCAAUAGCUUUCCCAUGAAUUCGAAAUAGUCUUUCUUCAUCUUAGACUUUCUUGCGAAGACACGUAGUAAGUUACUAAGUCGUCGAACAGCUUGGUCUCUGUUGUUCGGCAGAAUUAUGUUGGAGGAUCGGAAUGGUAGUGGAAGCUGCCAAUUCCCGAAUUCAUUUUUAUGGAUCCCUUUUUCCAUUAUGUCCACGAAACGCCUGUCUUCGAUAGAUAAUUCGUUAUCGUUAGAAGAGGUGUGGUAUAUGUCGUUGAUAAUCCUCUUCUCGCCGAGAAUUUCUUUGACCAUCCGGUUAUUUGGGCAGCGAGUAAAGGUGAAAUUUGUGUAAUUUCCGGGCUUUGGGUCUUGUAGUUCCGCAAAUCUUGUAGGGUAGCAGUGUCCGUCGCUCGGGGCACAUUCGUUUGGUUUUUGAACAGUAAUGCGAUUGGCUGAGAUAUGCACUGCUCCCCCUAAGUAGUCUAUAGACGGUAUCCUAUAAACGAAAAAAAAAACACAAAAAAACCCAAACAAACCACUAAAACAAAAAUACAGAACUGAACCCGAGUAUCAACAAACAGUAUCAGGGUGGGGAAAGGGCGAAGGGGAACAGAGCGAAAGAGCAGUUGUUGCUGGCUAGCCAAGCUGUAGCAAAGUGGCAGAUGCGCGAGAAUUGCAAAGUGACGUCAGGGACUCCCCGCUGCUAGGUCGCAGGCAUGAUACAUCUGCCGUUAACUUCGCUUAAAUCUACGUCUAACCACAUUUAACGGCAGAGUAUUUGAGUAAUUAUAGUAAGGCUAAUUAUAGUAGCAAUAGGAGUUUGCCAUGACAAUUCUGCCAAGGCAGACCUCCAGAAACGGUCAGUCCCUUCAAGUGCAUAACUACCCUUAUGUACUUGAAGAGGUAGUGCCUUGGCAGAUUGCCAUGGACACUUGACUCCAUUGACUGACCGCAACGUACCACCAGCACCUACCAUGGGGGGGGGGCAUAGGGUUAACGGGGGCCGUCGGCAGCUCCCCGGAUCUCCAAGUAGUUGAGUAGCGAUUCGACCGGACACAAGGGAGAACGACCCAGAGUCAGAGUGCACCCUUGCCGAAAGGCAUCGGUUUUAGACACGUUGAUAAACACUUGAAGACAAGACGGCUCGACUCUUUGAUCAAAGGCAACAUCUUGAUGGGAUAAAUGAAGCGAUGGAGAAUAGGAAGUGCCAUGAGGUACAGUAAACUCGGAUGAUCGCAAGAAACCAAAAUAUGCCAGACAACAAGAAGCUCAGAACAAAACGUCAUCGUAAACUGCGAAGUCCAAGCAGCGAUAGAUAGCGCUAGGAAUGUCCGAUGUAAUUGGAAGACGCUUAUCUUGAGAGCCACCUUUGCAACGUUUGAUUCCCUUUACCACACGCUGUAAACGCAGACAGCCCAAUAAGGGAUCAGGAUAACCAUGUUCAAUAUGGAGUCUUGAUACUGAUAAUAAAAUUUUACUGUGUUUGCUUUUUGUAUUUUAAAUUCCGUUUCAAUAUUAUUGUGUAUCAUUUUCAAUCAAAUUUUCGCACUUGAAACACUUUUAUACUGCGGAAAUUUUAUAGAAAUUACCUAAAAAAAGAGCUUUGAAAAUUCAAGUUUUGCACACUUCCAUAGUAUAGAAAUUUUCCAGAAAAGGCGUGGAAAUUUUCUAAAAAAAAAUAAAUAGAAAACCAAAGUAUGGAAAUUAAUGGUUCAAAUUUUCCUGUGACAAUUUCUGUGUUUCAUUUAGUUGGGCGAACAAAAGAAGCAACUUUCCCUGGCUCGAUGUUAAACAUAAUGAGAGAAAGAGGGUAAGCCUUUUCUUGUCAUCAGGAAACACUCUCCUCCGCAGAGGCAGGCUUGUCUUCGUUGAGAUUUGCUAUGCAUGAAGAGAGAAUUUAAGGAUUUGAAAAAGGUGUAUAUAUACUAAUAAAAAAGGUUAACAACAAAUCCGUUAAAGUAGCACUGUCAUUAAAAUUUUUAUUGUCUCAAACGAAAGAACUCCUAAAACUGUAAAGUAACUUCUUUUGAAAAAAUUGGUUCCCAUGGUUUGUUUGAAACCAUGUGACGUCAUUCACUCAAUUACAUAUAUAAUACAUAGUUAUAUAAUGGGAUAUUAGUAAAUGUUGUGUAUCUUUGCUAUUUUUGACGGAUUUGUUUAAAAAAACAGUAUGCUUAAUGAUGUAGGUUAAAUUAACAAACGCGCCGCAUCCAUACCAAUAAAUUGCGCAUAUAAGUAGGACAUAUGCAGUGAUAUACUCUAACGCGCAUAUCAAACAUAGACAAGCAUUUCAAAUUUAGAUCAUGUUUAGGUCUGAAUUGAUAUAAACAUAGAUAUAAAGUCCAAAUAAUUAAAUAAACGCAUGGAGGGAUAUAAUAUAUAAUAAAAUGCAAAUACUGCUAUAUCAAGAAAUGCGAUACAUCAGGCCAGAUCUCCCACAGCGGUCUGUAGUGUUGGCCUUUGCGAGAUUCCAUAUGCAACAACAAACGACGGUAGCAUCCUUUUAUUGACUCUGAAACUCAAGGAAUAUGCUGCGCAAUCGUUUAUCUUUGGUUUAGGCUUUAUGAUGUGCUAAUUAUACGUCCAGUGGAGCGAGAAUUCUUUAAAACCAGGCAAUAUACGAACGACCAAAUGCGCAGAUAGCGCCUGUGUUUACACGCAGACUUGGUUGAAGAAAUACGCAUUUUGCCCCCAGAUAUUUAGGACGAAACAACAAUAAUUUAGUAUCGAAAUGCUCGUCACAGUGAAGCGAUUCUGAAAUUGCUCCUACUUUUGAGACUACGCAUGCUCCGAUUGGGAUAUGCCGCUUUUUCGUCUGACCGCGCACCUAUUUCGCGUCACAAAGAGAUUUAUUCUAUCGGAUUACAAAGUUUCGAAACGAUUUUGCCCCUAGCAUAUUAUUCAUUUUUCGGCAAAUUUUGACGUUUAUAGAUAGAAUUAUGAACAUAUUUUAUGUAUCCGUUCCUACUUUUUAGAAAAGCAAUAAAAAUAAUCUCUAAUAUACAGUUUUGUUCAUAAUUUUGGCGAUUUUCAACCAUUUAUCGCUGAAAUUUCUGGGGACUGGGAACGAGCUCUGGUUUAAUAGGCAAAUGUCCAAAAUUUCUUGCCAUGUUUGGAAAGAUUUUGAUAAAAAAUAGCAAAUUUUGAAAAAAUGAUACACAAGAAUUACUGAUAUCUCAUUUUUUAUGUAAUUGAGUAAAUGACGUCACAUGGUUACAAACAAAAUGAAAUAUCUCAAGAACUAAGCAUGGGAACAAAAAUCUUCAGAAGAAGUUACUAUACAGUUUUAAGAGCAUUUUCGUUACGAAAACAACAAUUUUAAUGACAGUGCCACUUUAAAGACUCUGUACUCUGAUAAAAGCAGGACGAGCGCCUGUGGAGGAGAGUGAUCUGGAUGAUCUCUUAUUGUGUGCAUCUUCUUUGUAAAUGUUCUAAGAUUAACUGAAAGUUUAUUUAUCUAUUUUUAGUUUUACGCGUCGUUUGAUUAUGCAGAUCUAAAAGAUGAUAAACCAAAAUAUGAAUGAGCUUUACAUUGGAUUUCCAUCUUUAAAGUUGUUUCUCUGUUAUACUUUUGUCAGUAAAAUGAACAUUUUCACUGAGCAAACUUCUGUAAAAUUAUUUUAAAGCUUAUUUGAAGAAAUAAACUUCAGCGAUAUUAACAUUUCAGUGUACAUAACUUCAAUUGCUGUAAAUGGAAUCCUUUGGCUCACACCGUGAGGUUUUUGCGUAUUAUUGUGUGACUUACCGCAAAAAUUCAAAAUGAUGUAACAAUACUGGCACACAUCUUUACAAGAACUUCAUUGGUAGCAUUCGGUUAUAGAAUUACGUAAGAAUAAAGCUUUCAUGUCGCGCAUAACUAUACUGUUGCUAAACUAGGCAACAGAAAAUGCAGCAAUAUUAAAAUGGCUGAGAGUAAAAGAAAGCUUACAUGUAGUACUAGACUGAGUAAAGAUAUAUAAUGGUUACUUUCAAACAUCGUUAAUAAUUCAUAAGCUUAUUGGGAAAUCAUAUCAACCAUAAUAUGUCACGUGCAGUGGCUUUAAACCUGAUAAAACACUCCUAAUUAGUAUUCUUUAUAUAAAGAAUACUAAUAAGGCAGUAUCUAUUGUAUAGUCG